This is a messenger RNA of Syngnathus acus (greater pipefish), 1667 nucleotides long. RefSeq names its product tumor necrosis factor receptor superfamily, member 1B (gene tnfrsf1b). The record is from RefSeq and is a predicted model, not a curated record. Gene Ontology annotation, biological process: immune response; positive regulation of oligodendrocyte differentiation; apoptotic process. NCBI's taxonomy places the organism in Eukaryota, Metazoa, Chordata, Actinopteri, Syngnathiformes, Syngnathidae. The transcript has 9 exons. Gene Ontology annotation, molecular function: tumor necrosis factor receptor activity; tumor necrosis factor binding. The coding region runs from base 101 to 1348 and encodes 415 amino acids. Gene Ontology annotation, cellular component: membrane.
CGGCAGUCUUACAGAAUUUCCUUCCUCCAGUCAAUCACUUGAAGGAAACCGCUGAUGUUUUUGCACAGCUCUGCCGACUUGAAUGUUCUGACGGGACGGGAUGAAGGACAUCUUGGUGCUGCUGAUGAUGCUGCUGGGUGUGCACACGCUCAAGCAGGUGUUGUCGCUGCCCUACCAUGUCGAGGCGAACAGAAAGUGCAACAACCCGGAUCGCGAAUACUUGUUGGAGGCUUCGGGCCUAUGCUGCAAAAAGUGUCCUCCCGGUUCGCGGCUGACGCGCGAGUGCAACGGAACAUCAGAAAGCGUGUGUGAGCCAUGUCAACAUGAGCAGUAUAUGGAGAGCUGGAACUACGCACCAAACUGCUUCCCUUGCGCCAAAUGCAAAGCUCACAAAGGCCUGCAGGUUGCCAGCGCCUGCUCCCCCAGCGCCAUGUCCAAGUGUGCGUGUCGACCUGGCAUGUACUGCAUCAUGAAUUCUGAUGAACACUGCACUGCCUGUCAUCAACACACGUCUUGCAAAGCUGGUUAUGAAGUCUUUAUGCCAGGAACGGCUGACUCCAACGUCAAGUGCAAACGGUGCCGUAACGGGACAUUCUCCGACACGUCCUCCACCACGGAGCCUUGUCGGCCUCACACAAACUGUUACGGGAGGCCUGUGCUAAGAGAAGGCACUUCCACGUCCGAUACAGUGUGCAAGCCUGGCCUGUUGCCACACACUCAGACGAGCGUGGUCUCAGGGGGGACUGUGGACCCUUUCUUUGGACCGGCUGUUUUGGAUGGAUCAUUGUCAUCCUCGUUGACAAAAAGCCCAGGAGCUGACGGUGAACUAGCUGCAGCAGUUGCCAGCAUUGUCGUGACAGUUGUGUUCUUUGUCAUCAUCGCCAUCAUUCUCCUGGUUCUUUAUAAGAAAAGCUGGACCAAAGGCACUGCACACUUUAAUACCAAAGACAUCACCAAUGGACACAAUGAGAGUUGCGAUGAAGUCCAAAUUGCGCGUACUUCCUUCGUGGAUAUCUCGCCGAGGGAACAACACUGCCUGCUGCAGAGUACCGAGAUCAGUUCCAGCCACGACUCCGGCGACGACACUGCCUCUUCACACAGCAGCCAGGAGUCCAUUGGAGCCCUGCACCCUCAGCAUUCCCCAUCAGGGUCCAGUGUCCAUUCAUGCACCUUCAGCCCUGUGAGCGCCGGUCCGCAUGUCAAUGUUAAUAUCACGUUCAACAUAGGAGAUGGAGGUUCACCCAUACCACCAGGAGACUUGAAGCUCUGCCUUGGACAGGAGGAAGAGUUCAGUAUGCCAAAGCAGGAAACGGGAAAAGAGUUGCCUGAGCAGGAGAGUGUGGAAUAAAAUGCAUGAAUGCCUCUUAAAGUGGAAUUUGCACACACCAGCAAUCAGGCCUAAUUGAAACAUUUUUGCCCUCUUGUGGUCAAGGUCAGUAAAGGCCAAAUUGAAGAAAACUAAUAGUGUGGGUGUGUGCGUGCGUACGUGCAUGUAAGUGGAAUAUAUUUAUUGUAUGUACUGUAUGGGGAUUAAACAGGUAACCCAAGCUUGCACGUUCAUUCAUAAGCUUUUGGUAAGAUAAUGCUGCCACUUGCUGGAUGAUAGCAGAAACAGCAGCUCUUUUUUUACUAUUAAUGCGCAUUAAAUGCUUAUGGUUUCUUGUUUU